AUGAGCGAUUAUCUAGAAAAUCCAAAGGACCUCAUACGAAACCUUAUUUAUUAUAAAUCACUUUUGGAAUUUAACCUUGAUAAUAACACUAUUUCAAAUGGACCAUCUAGUGAUGGUAACAUCAAAUUUGGAAACAUUAAUGGCGAAAGAGUUUGUAUUAAAUGUAUAAAGAACGAUAGAUAUGAAGAUGAGGAAGGAUAUUACAGAAACCUUGUUAAUGAGAUAAUAAAUAUACGUUGUAUUGAACAAAACGCCAACGUAGUCAAGUGUCUUGGCAUCACGAAAGAUGAUCACAAAAUUCCACCUCACGGUUCAGAUUUGCUUACUGAAGAAGUCUUAAUCAAAAUAGGAAAAUGCGCUUUCAGUUAUCAUCGCGAAAUCGACAAAGAUCCGGUCACACAGAUUUACAGCAGAUGGUACUUGCGCAAUUAUAUGGGAAAGCUAUUCAAACGUGCUAAAGAAACAAAAUCAAAUUUAUGGAUAUUAUUUUUGGAUUUAAAUGACUUUUCAUCCAUCAACAAACAAAACGAUCACGACACUGGCGAUUAUUGCUUGAAAGAGUUUGCGCGUUUGAUUCAAUCUAAUCAUGUUCGUUCCGGAGACAUCUUUGCUCGUUAUGGAGGAGACGAGUUUGUCCUUCUGUUAAAGGAAGUUAAUCACAAAUUAGCUACCGAAAUUGCAAAUGGGAUUAGCGUUUCUGUGGAAAAUCACGCAUUCAAAUAUAAUGGGAGAAGUCUUCGAGUCACAGUCAGUAUUGGAAAUGCCGAAUUAAGUCAGUCAAUUGAAUCCAUUAAAGAUUGGAUUAAGUUAGCUGAUAAAUCUUUACUUGAUGCCAAAAAAAAAAAAGAAAACCUUGGUGUAUCAAUUGAUUUUGAAGAUUCUAAAUACAAAAUGAAUUUUCCUAAAGGCAUAUCUCUGUUGAACGUUCGAAAGUUAUUGGAAGACAAAUAUGAAAAACAAAAAAAAGGUCCGGAUAUGCGCAGUAAUUGUUUUUUUUAUGACUUUAAGUAUGGAAUUGUGAUAGACGAGGACAAAACCAAAUUGGAAUGUAUCCUUAAUAAUAAUAACUCGAUAAAAAUUGUUGUUGAUACGGAGAAACCAGAUUGGACGAAGCUAAUUCAGGAAUGUGAAUGUGCGUUUAUACCAUCCAAAAAAGGUACAUUUAGAGCCACGAUGGGGAAGAAAGCCCUUAGAAUUAAAUUUAAAAAAUUAUCAUGCAGAGAAUUUCCUGGUCUAACCGAGAGUAAAUAUCACUGCCAAAGCCAUUUUGAUCAUUUAUACGUGCGCAAUCUGGUGGCUGAAUUGGAUUUAAAAAAUUUAUUAUCUAAUUUUCCACAAAUAAACCAUGAUAAAUUGUUCGAAACGUCCCAACUUUCCAAAACAUACAAUAUAGUCGAACGCCAAAUAGCAUACAUAGAAUUUUCAGAGCAAGAUAUUACGAUUUCUCAAGAGUUUAUGAAAGAAAUAGAAAAUGCUCUGAGUGAUGAAUUAACAAUUCAAACGCAAUACGAAAAUCUCGAAAAAUUGAAAGAAGAAUAUGGUCAUUUUUACGCUAAAAAAGUGACAUUUGGUGGAAAAAUUGUCGAACAAAUAGGAGAUUCGCCUACCUCUACGGUUGAAUAUCGCAAUAUUAUUGGCGGAUGUGUGAAAAGUUAUUACAAUAAUAAAAUUCCUGGAUGGCUAGAUUCACUAGAAAAUACGAAGAAUUGGAAAAUAAUUGAAUAUGAGAAUAUAUCAUCAAUUUUUGACCUUUUGUCUGAUAAUGACCCGACUCAGA
Acaulospora morrowiae is the source of this 1777-nucleotide messenger RNA. Lineage: Eukaryota; Fungi; Glomeromycota; Glomeromycetes; Diversisporales; Acaulosporaceae. The record is from the annotation of a GenBank genome assembly.